Molecule: messenger RNA, 636 nt
Organism: Acanthamoeba castellanii str. Neff
Lineage: Eukaryota; Discosea; Longamoebia; Acanthamoebidae
Exons: 2
Coding region: 1-636 (211 amino acids)
Molecular function (GO): protein binding
Source: RefSeq, a predicted model, not a curated record
AUGUACGCCGAGCUCAAGCACCAGUUCGACACGAAGGACCAGCAGCAGCAGACGAGGAGUGCGGCCGGGAGGCGCGAGGUGGCGCUGGUCUUGCGGAUGGCCAACGGCGAGCGGCUGCCGCAGCGCAUCUUCUACGCCGACGAGCUGCUGGACGAGGUCAGGCAGUAUGCCACCCUCCAGCUACUCGAACGGGACAGGACGGCCAAACUCGACUUUGUGUUUGUGUGCGACUUCCCGCGGCGCGUGCUGUCUGACUUCUCGCGCACGCUUCCGACUGCGGGCUCGACCAGCGCACCCUCCUCAGCAUCACCGAUGCCAACCUCGCCGUCACGUCCUCUUCUGAUUCUGCUGCGUCGUCAUGAACUGUGGGUGCACCACACACAAAGUUUAUUAAUUUGUGUAUUGUAUGCGACGGGACUCGAAGACUACCCAUCCACCCCCGAGCGUUCACCGACUUGUCUGGCUUUUCGCGUCGUCUGGGUCGUGUUGAUGGUCCUCAAUUGGGUUUGGGGUCCACUAGCAUUAAAACACUGGCGUAAGGGGGGCUUUCAGAGCUCAAGAACCUCGCGAGCUGAGUGUACACUCAGACCAAGCCUCGCAUGUCCUUGCUCGCGAAAUGUCAUCAGGUGCCGAUAG